AUGGCCAUUGAAAAAUUCACGAUCCGCGUCGGAGGCGAGAGCUUUGUGUUCACACGGGCCCAGCUCGAAUCCGACCCAGGAAACUAUUUUGCCGAAUAUUUUUUAAUCGGAUUCAAAGACGUGCCCUAUGGAACACGGGAAUUGGAGAUUGAAAAGGAGCCGCUCUUGUUCAAACUCAUCCAGGCGCACCUCCGGGGUUACGAUAUCCUCCCAUUACCCGACCAAUGGAUCCCGCCGUACAUGACCAAAGAGGGUGCGCUGAAGAACUUGUACAAGGAGGCGCAGUUUUAUGGUCUUUGGAAUCUCCAGAACCGCAUCGACGAGUUUAGGGCCAGCGAAGCGCGGCUGAGCAGGAUGAGCUCGCGUUCGACUGCUUCGCAGAAGCGCUAUAAACUUGCCCAAUACAAGCAAUCGGGAUGGGUGAAUUGCGACCUCUCCGAGAGCGGGUACAAAGUUCUCUUACAGCGCUUCCUUUCCACACCACAUUUCCAGCUCCUUGCGCCGACAAGCCUUCACUGUCCGGGCUUUACGCUCGUGGCGUGCUGGAAGGAUGUCCAGAAUGACGAAGACAGCAAUCUCGGUCUUCCACGACUGUGCAUUUGUGCACUACUUGAAUCGGACGCUUGA
Molecule: messenger RNA, 627 nt
Organism: Serendipita indica DSM 11827
Lineage: Eukaryota; Fungi; Basidiomycota; Agaricomycetes; Sebacinales; Serendipitaceae
Source: the annotation of a GenBank genome assembly